AUGGAAAUUAUGCCACGUGGCUUCGUCGUGGUUGUUGAAGUCUCUCCUACUUUCUUUUUUUCAAGAUCAAAAUUUAUGUUCUGUCUAGUGGUGUGA
This is a messenger RNA of Camelina sativa (false flax), 96 nucleotides long. RefSeq lists its product as uncharacterized. The record is from RefSeq and is a predicted model, not a curated record. NCBI's taxonomy places the organism in Eukaryota, Viridiplantae, Streptophyta, Magnoliopsida, Brassicales, Brassicaceae.